UUAAAUUUUAAGAAAAUCGGAAUUUGUUUAUUUCGAGUAAAAGUAAAGUAAAAGUUGAAGAACCGAAGAGCUGCGCGGCCAACGGCAGAAUUAAAUGCUGAUCGACAGUCGCAGAAGUCAGACACAACGCGACGCGAUACGCGAGUUUUCGUACAGAUCAGACUCAAAUAUGUGGAAGAGUAGGAAUAGCAGAAGCAACAUAAUGCCAGGCCUUAUGCAUGUGUUAAGUGUGUUGCUGCUGCUGGCUGCAGUCUGCCUGCAGCGGGAAGUGGAAAGUGCAGCGACUACUGCAUCGCCUCGCACUGCGCGCAUAAUGCAGUUCCUGAGGGAGCCCCCACCCAAUUUCCAUGCCAAUCGCCGUGUUGGUGUUGGCCCAGGACAAGGGCCACGCCUGCGACCAAAUGGAGACAACUUGAGGCCACCAACUCCCUGGCGACCACCGAUGCCACCGCCAGUGCUCGCUGGACAGCAGCUGCUGCGGCGUGAGUUCAAUGGCAAYUGGCCAUAUGCUGGCAAUGGCGGCAAUCGCUUUGCCCACUCCAAGGAUGCGGCGCCAGUGCUGGAUGUGGGCAAGAAUCAGUUCUAUCGGCCCAAGGAGGCGCCACAAUUCAACUACAAUGUCAAUCAGUAUACGCCGAAUUUCAAGGCCUCGCCGCCCCACUACAAUGCGAACAAGGAGCAGCCGCAGAAGUUUCCAGGAUAUGCACCAAUCAAGCAAUACGCCAUACCAAUGGAGGCCACCAAAUAUGUAGCCAACUAUGCCGAGACACCGACCAAGCAGCCUCAGCAAUUGGCACAARCUGCCAACGGCUAUGCMGUCUAUGAAGACACAGACAAUGUGAAGAAUGUCGCUCCAUUUGCCAACAACUAUCAGCAGACUUCGCAGCUGUCCAAGGAAGCGGAAAGCUAUUUGCAUUUCAUGAGUACCAAUGAUUAUUUCCUGCCCAGACGCGAGCCCAACUACAAGCAGCUGGACUUGGAGCGUGAUCAAAUCAACUACCAGCAACAGAGACUGGUUCAACAGCAGCAGCAACAACAGCAGCAACAGCAACAACAGCAGCAACAACAACAGCAACAGCAGCAA
Messenger RNA from Drosophila arizonae, 1084 nucleotides. RefSeq lists its product as uncharacterized. The record is from RefSeq and is a predicted model, not a curated record. NCBI's taxonomy places the organism in Eukaryota, Metazoa, Arthropoda, Insecta, Diptera, Drosophilidae. Gene Ontology annotation, molecular function: protein binding.